Passer domesticus (house sparrow) is the source of this 552-nucleotide messenger RNA. RefSeq names its product olfactory receptor 14J1-like. Gene Ontology annotation, molecular function: olfactory receptor activity. The record is from RefSeq and is a predicted model, not a curated record. Lineage: Eukaryota; Metazoa; Chordata; Aves; Passeriformes; Passeridae. The annotation marks the transcript as partial. The transcript has a single exon. Gene Ontology annotation, cellular component: plasma membrane. Gene Ontology annotation, biological process: detection of chemical stimulus involved in sensory perception of smell; G protein-coupled receptor signaling pathway.
CUGCACUACAGGACCCUCCUGGGCAGCAGAGCUUGUGUCCACAUGGCAGCAGCUGCCUGGGCCAGUGCCUUUCUCUAUUCAUUGCUGCACACAGCCAAUACAUUUUCUCUGCCCCUGUGCCAUGGCAAUGCCCUGGGCCUGUUCUUCUGUGAAAUCCCCCAGAUUCUCAAACUCUCCUGCUCACAUUCCUACUUCAGGGAACUUGGGCUCAUUGUGUUCAGUGCCUCCUUAUUAUUUGGCUGUUUUGUGUUCAUUGUUUUCUCCUAUGUGCAGAUCUUCAGGGCUGUGCUGAGGAUCCCCUCUGAGCAGGGCCGGCACAAAGCCUUUUCCACCUGCCUCCCUCACCUGGCCGUGGUCUCCCUCUUCAUCAGCACAGUCAUGUUUGCCUACCUGAAACCCCCCUCCGUGUCCUCUCCGUCCCUGGAUCUGGCCCUGUCAGUUCUGUACUCAGUUGUGACUCCAGCCCUGAACCCCUUCAUCUACAGCCUGAGGAACCAGGAGCUCAAGGCUGCAGUGUGGAGACUGAUGACUGGAUGCUUUCAGAAACAUUAA